Messenger RNA from Punica granatum (pomegranate), 369 nucleotides. The record is from the annotation of a RefSeq genome assembly. NCBI's taxonomy places the organism in Eukaryota, Viridiplantae, Streptophyta, Magnoliopsida, Myrtales, Lythraceae.
AUGAUUCAACCUCAAACCCAUUUGAAUGUAGCGGAUAACAGCGGGGCUCGAGAAUUAAUGUGUAUUCGAAUCGUUGGAGCUAGUAAUCGACGAUAUGCUCAUAUCGGUGACAUUAUUGUUGCUGUGAUCAAGGAAGCAUUACCAAAUACACCUCUAGAAAGAUCAGAAGUGAUCCGAGCUGUAAUUGUACGUACUUGUAAAGAACUUAAACGUGACAACGGUAUGAUAAUACGAUAUGAUGACAACGCCGCAGUUGUUAUUGAUCAAGAAGGAAAUCCAAAAGGAACUCGAGUUUUUGGUGCGAUUGCCCGAGAAUUGAGACAGUUAAGUUUCACUAAAAUAGUUUCAUUAGCACCUGAGGUAUUAUAA